Messenger RNA from Ramularia collo-cygni, 861 nucleotides. RefSeq lists its product as uncharacterized. The transcript has 4 exons. Gene Ontology annotation, molecular function: oxidoreductase activity. Lineage: Eukaryota; Fungi; Ascomycota; Dothideomycetes; Mycosphaerellales; Mycosphaerellaceae. The record is from RefSeq and is a predicted model, not a curated record. Bases 1 to 861 code for a protein of 286 amino acids.
AUGGCUACAGUUACUUCCACGAUGCAGUUCAUGGCUCCCAUGGAUGGGGAGCCAUACUACCGCUCUCAACCCGAUGCCGGCUUCGAUUCAUGCACCUUCAAGUACGAGCCGCACGAAGUACAGGUACACGACGCACGCCCAGAGAAGAACCGUUUCGACCUCGAUACACAUGGAUUCGCCUACGCUGAUGACGCCGAGGGAGCGGAAUUUGUUGAUCAGCUCCGUCAGAACCAGGAGGGCGCCAAGGAGCGAUAUUAUCAGCAUCUUGAGGAUUUCAUCAAGAAGAAGACUGGCGCUACACGUGUUGUCAUAUUCGAUCACACUAUGCGUCGCCGGGAUCCGGCGCUGGCUGGCAAGAAUCCCGAUGGCCGCGAGCAGCCUGCUUCCUAUGUUCAUGUAGAUCAAGGUCCUAUCGGCGCAAAUCGCCGUGUGCACCAACACCUCGGAUAUGAAGCCGACAAGAUUCUCAAGAGCCGAGUGCAGAUCAUCAACGUCUGGCGUCCACUCAACGGUCCUGUGCAAGAUUGGCCUCUGGCCACAAUGGACUUUACCAGUUUGAAAUCCAACAAUUACCACCCUACGAAUCUUUACCGUAACCGUUUCGAGAUUCGUGGUCAGUCCUGUAACAUCUCCCACGAUCCCUCCCAGCGAUGGUACUAUCUUGAUUCCCAACGUAACGAUGAAAUCACCUUCAUCAAGAUCUGGGACAACAAGGUUGCUGUUACUGGAAAGACUUGUGCACACUGCGCUUUCGCGCAUCCCGAGACACCGGAGGAUGCGGUGUUACGUGAGAGUAUGGAGGUGCGAUGCAUUGUCUGCUAUGAAGACCAAGAUUUGAAUCCGAGUCAGUGGUGGGUCUAA